GACCCAGCGUUUCCCAGCGCUGCGGUCGCUCUCCGGCAGCCCUCGGCUCCAUGCCGGCUCCGCGGGGUCUCCGGGGCCACGGGGGUCCCUGCGCCCCGAUGUCUUUGUGCCGAGCUCGGCGCGGGAACACCCGCCCGGGGGCCCGGGGUGCCGCGGAAAUGCUAAGAAUUCGGGAGAGGCGCGGACGCUAGGGAAGGAAACGCCCCGCACAGUCGCCGUCCCGCGGAGAGAAAAAAAAAAAAAAGUAGAAAAAGAGGCUUUUCAGGUCAAACUCCUCGGGUCUGAGAAACCACGUUUUAGAGACACGACUCGCGGGGGGAGAACACACGGUGCGCGGGGGUCAUUGUGAGCCAGCGCGGCCCGGAGCGCCGUGGGUGCGCGGCCUCCGCCCCCCGCCCGGGCACCCGGCGCGGGCCCACGUGGAGCAGCGCGGCACCCGCUGAGCGCGCCGGGCGCCCGGGUCCCGGAGUGCGCGCCCCAGCUCCCCGCUGCGGCCGUUCACGCCCGAGCGCCACCGCUCGUCCCGCGUGUGCCCCGCUGAGGGGGAGGGGCGGGCCAAGGGUGGGGGCGGAGGGGUUGUGGUUCUAAUGCGGCGGGGGCUCCUGUGUCCUUGUGCGGAAAUGACACACGGAGUCCCGUCACGUCACGCGAGAGCGCAGCGCACGGACACACACAAAGAGGGGAAAAUACACGGCGCCCGCUCGCCGCCCCCAGCAACUCCCCGGGCCGCCCCGGCCAGGCCCUCCGCGCGCGUCCCCCACCACCCGGACCUGCGCUACCCCGCACCCCACGUGGCGCCAAACUCGGCGCGGACCCGCUCUGUAAAGUACAGAACUCGUGUCCCAGUGGAAUAGAAGAUGAACUCAGCUGAAUUCAGUGAAGAUGUAGAAGAAGUUCUAAAAAAUAACACUGUGAAAGUGGAGGCGGAGGCUGAGGAUGCUGCCCUGGACUGCUCAGUGAAUUCCAGGUCUUCGGAGAAGCACCUUCUAGACGGUGUCUUCAACACCCUCCAGGACGCCAGCAAGCGCAAGCAGCAGCUCAGCGAGGGUCAGCCAGACUCUGUCUCCAGCGUGAAGAGGCGGCGGCUGAUUCCCGAGGCGCUCCUGGCAGGCAUGAGGAACCGGGAGAACAGCUCACCCUGCCAGGGCAACGGGGAGCAGGCCGGCAGGGGCAAGCACUUGGUCUCCGCGUGGCCGGGUGAGGAGGAGCCCUGCCAUGACGCGACCACCCCCUCCUACAAGAAGCCUCUGUACGGCAUCUCACACAAGAUCAUGGAGAAGAAGAACCCGCCGGCGGGCGACAUGCUCAGCACGUAUGAGCUCUUGGAGAAGGCAAACCCCAGCAACAGCCCCUCACCGCUGCGGCUCCUGAACGAGACGCAGAAGCGGGACAGUGGCAGUGCGGCCUCGGCCACCGCCGACGGCGACCCCAACAUCUACUUCCUGCUCCAGAAGAUGUUCUACAUGCUCAACACACUCUCCUCCAGCAUGUCCCAGCUGCACAGCAAGGUGGACCUGCUGUCCCUGGAGGUGAGCCGCAUCAAGAAGCAGGUGAGCCCCACGGAGAUGGUGGCCAAGUUCCAGCCGCCCCCCGAGUACCAGCUGACGGCCGCCGAGCUCAAGCAGAUCGUGGACCAGAGCCUGUCGGGCGGGGACCUGGCCUGCCGCCUGCUGGUGCAGCUCUUCCCCGAGCUCUUCAGCGACGUGGACUUCUCUCGCGGCUGCAGCGCCUGCGGCUUCGCAGCCAAGCGGAAGCUGGAGUCGCUGCAUCUGCAGCUCAUCCGCAACUACGUGGAGGUCUACUACCCCUCCGUGAAGGACACGGCCGUGUGGCAGGCAGAGUGCCUGCCUCAGCUGAACGACUUCUUCAGCCGCUUCUGGGCCCAGCGGGAAAUGGAGGACAGCCAGCCAGCGGGCCAGGUCGCCGGCUUCUUUGAGGCUGAGCCGGUGGAUGCCGGCCACUUCCUGGACAGCAAAGACCAGGAGGAGGCCCUGUCCUUGGAUCGGAGCAGCACCAUCGCCUCGGACCACGUGGUGGACACGCAGGACCUCACCGAGUUCCUGGACGAAGCCUCCUCGCCCGGAGAGUUCGCGGUCUUCCUGCUGCACCGGCUUUUCCCCGAGCUCUUUGACCACCGGAAGCUGGGUGAGCAGUACAGCUGCUACGGGGACGGCGGCAAGCAGGAGCUGGACCCGCAGAGGCUGCAGAUCAUCCGCAACUACACGGAGAUCUACUUCCCGGACAUGCAGGAGGAGGAGGCCUGGCUGCAGCAGUGCGCCCAGCGCAUCAACGACGAGCUGGAGGGGCUGGGGCUGGACGGGGGCAGCGAGGGCGAGCCCCCGCGGGACGACUGCUACGACUCCUCCAGCCUGCCCGACGACAUCUCCGUGAUCAAGGUGGAGGACAGCUUCGAGGGCGAGCGGCCCGGCCGGCGGUCCAAGAAGAUCUGGCUGGUGCCCAUUGACUUCGACAAGCUGGAGGUCCCGCAGCCCGACUUCGAGGUGCCUGGCGGCGACUGCCUGCUCAGCAAGGAGCAGCUGCGCAGCAUCUACGAGAGCAGCCUGUCCAUCGGCAACUUCGCCUCGCGCCUGCUGGUGCACCUCUUCCCCGAGCUCUUCACCCACGAGAACCUGCGCAAACAGUACAACUGCAGCGGCUCCCUGGGCAAGAAGCAGCUGGACCCGUCCCGCAUCAAGCUCAUCCGCCACUACGUGCAGCUGCUCUAUCCCCGGGCCAAGAACGACCGCGUCUGGACGCUGGAGUUCGUGGGCAAACUGGACGAGCGCUGCCGCCGCCGGGACACGGAGCAGAGGCGCUCCUACCAGCAGCAGCGCAAGGUCCAUGUGCCAGGCCCCGAGUGCAGGGACCUGGCAAGCUAUGCAGUCAACUCCGAGAGGUUCCGAGAGGAAUUCGAAGGACCCCCGCUGCCCCCCGAAAGAAGUAGCAAAGACUUCUGCAAGAUCCCGCUGGACGAGCUGGUGGUCCCCUCGCCCGACUUCCCCGUGCCUUCGCCGUACCUGCUGUCAGACAAGGAGGUGCGCGAGAUCGUGCAGCAGAGCCUCUCGGUGGGCAACUUCGCCGCGCGGCUCCUCGUCAGGCUCUUCCCCGAACUCUUCACGGCCGAGAACCUCCGGCUGCAGUACAACCACUCGGGGGCCUGCAACAAGAAGCAGCUGGACCCCACGCGGCUCAGACUCAUCCGCCACUACGUGGAGGCGGUGUACCCCGUGGAGAAGAUGGAGGAGGUGUGGCAUUACGAAUGUAUCCCCAGCAUCGACGAGCGAUGCCGCCGCCCCAACAGGAAAAAAUGUGACAUCCUGAAGAAAGCCAAGAAGGUGGAGAAGUGACGGUGCCCUGGGGCCCGAGCCUUCCUUCGGAGCACGUGUAUGGUAUCCACAGACACGCACCUUAUGGCAGUGGGAAGUGGCUUACUACUUUUGCACACAAACACCCACCCAACCACAAGAACGAAGCCUUACAUUUGGUCUCUCUUACUUCCGACCUGUGUCCCGAGUUCCCCAGGGGUGCAGCCAGAUUGGGGAUGGCUGAGCUGUGAGAGCCGAGGCCUCAGGAGCAGGCUUCUCUCUCCUGGCUGUCCUCCCCUUCUUCUCAAUUUGAAACACAAAUUCAGCAACUCUUGUUCCUCUUCCCACAUUUUACAUCUUCCAUUUUUAUCAAUUGUUUUUUUAAUUAAAAGGAAACCCUUUUUUUUAAAAGAUCAUUUGGGCUCUUUGGGGGCCAAUUUGCUUAGGG
Myotis daubentonii (Daubenton's bat) is the source of this 3753-nucleotide messenger RNA. It is a transcript of the gene BEND3, whose product is annotated as BEN domain containing 3. The record is from RefSeq and is a predicted model, not a curated record. Gene Ontology annotation, cellular component: heterochromatin. Gene Ontology annotation, biological process: rDNA heterochromatin formation; negative regulation of transcription by RNA polymerase II. NCBI's taxonomy places the organism in Eukaryota, Metazoa, Chordata, Mammalia, Chiroptera, Vespertilionidae. Gene Ontology annotation, molecular function: rDNA binding.